AUGUUUCCAGAUUUUACACUUAUGCCGGAUACGGAUUAUUUAUGUUAUGGAGACACUUUUACGUUCGAAUUAAAGCCGAAACACGGCUGGACACCUUAUGUAAUAAAUGAAAACGAAAGUUCAGAAUAUGCCAAAUGUCCAUAUUGCUUAACGCAAUUUCUGAAAUUCAAAAAAGGAAAGAUCAAUAAAAUCAGCGGAUACUGCCCUUUGGAUCUCUUUUCUGGUAACAUUCAAAGAAUGACCAAAGCUCUCAGAAGUAUUAUCGAAGUGCCUCAAAAUAAUUUUAAAGUAUUUCGUAAUGGUCAUGCUGUGGAUCGUAGUGAUUUGAAAAUGCUUUUAGAAGACUUAUUUCAAACAAAUCUUACUACUGAUAAUGCAGACAAAAACAUGGUUAAAGAAUAUUCCCAAAUCUUAAAGGAGGAUGUUGAUGGACAACUUAUGCAAAAAACCAACUACGAUUGCAGUGACGAUUCGGAACAAGUAGACUAUUCACAGUAUAAUACAAAUAACAUUGGUGAUACAUUAAAAAAUUAUGUUCACGAAUCUCAGUCCAAUUCCCACAAGAAACUAAAAACAUCACAUUGUUCAGAUUCUGGAUAUUCCGAACAAAUUAAUUUUAAGCCACCGUUUAAUGUAUUGAGCGAAUUGGCCAGUCUUAUAUGCGUUACAUUAUUAAAAAAUUUUAAUGCAAAAGAAGAUGAACUCAAUGCAACAUGUUUAAACAACCAAACCGUCCAUUAUGAUAGUUCUAAACAUAAGUACUUAAGAAAAUUACAUGAACUUGGUUUAAAAACCUGCCAAAGAAAUAAUUAUCAAUCAAAUUUACCAAAAGGCUGCAUUUUGGAAAGAUUAUUGAGACUGCAACUUUUGGACUGUGAUGUCACUUUAGAAACUCUAUCAAAAGGUAAAGGCUAUCAAUAUAUUGAAGGAACUUUAAAGGUUUUAGAGGACCCCAAAAGAUCCUUGAAUGAUCUCACGGAUCUGGAAAGGUCCAUGAUGGCAGCUACUGUUAAAGAUUGUUCGGUGAUGCUGACUUUUAGAAGAAUUAAAGAUGAAGUAAUUUCUAAAAAUAAUAAAAGUUCUACUAAUUUUAAAUCCCUUUGCUGUGGCGAUAGUUUAAACGGAUUUUGCGAAAGCAUGCCAGGAGGUGUUCAACUAGAUAAUUUCGAAAAUCAAAUUGUAGAACUCAAUGGCCAAAGAUUUAUGGCCAGGGUUUCUGUAAUAGAUCUAGAUCUGAAACCUGAAUCUAGAAUAGAUAAUUACUUGAAACAUAUUCAAGAUAUGUUUGAAGCAACUUUAGAAUUUUUAAAUAAACAGAAAAGUGACUCACAAGAACAUUAG
Messenger RNA from Ctenocephalides felis (cat flea), 1341 nucleotides. RefSeq names its product inositol-pentakisphosphate 2-kinase (gene Ipk1). Gene Ontology annotation, cellular component: nucleus. Gene Ontology annotation, molecular function: inositol-1,3,4,5,6-pentakisphosphate 2-kinase activity; ATP binding. Lineage: Eukaryota; Metazoa; Arthropoda; Insecta; Siphonaptera; Pulicidae. Bases 1 to 1341 code for a protein of 446 amino acids. The transcript has a single exon. Gene Ontology annotation, biological process: inositol phosphate biosynthetic process. The record is from RefSeq and is a predicted model, not a curated record.